This is a messenger RNA of Homalodisca vitripennis (glassy-winged sharpshooter), 11813 nucleotides long. RefSeq lists its product as uncharacterized. The record is from RefSeq and is a predicted model, not a curated record. Gene Ontology annotation, molecular function: calcium ion binding. Lineage: Eukaryota; Metazoa; Arthropoda; Insecta; Hemiptera; Cicadellidae.
UGCAGUGCAGUGAUUGGUGCUCGACACGAACAUGGUAGCGACGUUAGCGCGCAAGUGUGACAGAGUUAGGCAAUAUUGUUUAUUUUUUACGUCUUUGAUAUUGUUCUGUCAAUAAGCGCCCGGCGAAUAACGUUUUCCUGUUGUCUUGUGUUAUCAAAUUUCAACUCUAAACAACUUUACCAAUGAAUGGUCUGUUAUUGGUAGAAUGUAAUGAAUGAUUCAUAGGACAUGAGUGAUAAGUGAGGGUGAUGUUAUAAUACUUUGUACAUAUCAGUCGCGAAGUAGAUUUGUGUUAUUAAUGAACUAACUUAUAAGUGGUCUGACAUUAAAUAAUUGAAUAUUCACUCUUUUUAGUUUUGUUAAUUAUAAAUCAAAUGUCCUUAGAAGAAUUUGAAGAACUGUUUCAACCAAACAGUAUGGAUGCUUGUUUUACUGCUUUUGAUAAAGAUGGGGAUGGAUUCCUUAAUUUAAAAGAGUUUGAAUGCAUCUGCCGAGCAAUAUUCAGGAGUGAUAGAGGUAAUAUAUAUAGUUUGGAACCUGAACAACUUCAAGAAGUCUUUGAUAUCUUUGAUCAGAAUAAGGAUGGGUUGCUGGACAGAGAAGAGUUUGUUUACUGCUGGAAUAACUGGAUAAAAACUAUUGUUCGUCCAGUCAGUGUGUUCCUAAUUGUUGAUGUUCAGAAUGAUUUCAUAUCUGGCACCUUGAACAUAAGCAACUGCUCAGCACAACAAAAUGGUUUAGAGGUAGUGGAGCCCAUCAACAGACUACUGGAGACGGUUACAUUUGAUGCUGUGUUUUACUCUCUGGACUGGCACCCCAGUGAUCAUGUGUCUUUCAUAGACAAUCUGCCCCAGCGUGUUGUCCACCCUUCUAGCUCAGUGUCGGCAGAGAAUGCUAAAGUAUAUGACACUGUGACAUUUGAGGGGCCUCCGAUGAUGAAGCAACGUCUCUGGCCACGACACUGUGUGCAAGACUCCUGGGGAGCUGAGUUGCACAAAGACUUAAAAAUUGUUGACAAUGCAAUCAAAAUUUACAAGGGAACCAACUCUGAGGUGGAUUCUUAUUCAGUGUUCUGGGAUAACAAGAAGUUAACCCAGACAACUCUAAAGAACCAGUUAGCUGAGAAGAACGCCACUGACAUUUAUGUAUGUGGCCUAGCCUACGAUGUGUGUGUGGGAGCUACAGCUGCAGAUGCUCUAUCCAUUGGAUACCGGACUAUUCUCUUGGACGACUGUUGCCGAGGUGUUGAUCUUGAAGACAUUGAGAAAACAAAGAAAACUGUUAUCUCUAAUCAUGGUGUUAUUGUGAACUCUAAUCAGGUAAAGGCGAUGGUGGAAGGUAGGGACAGACGACCUGAACUGGGUUAUAAGUUGGCUCUUGAAUUGAAGACCAAGCUUGAGGCUCUUGAUAAUGAAAAUGAUAAUGAAAAUGAGAAUGAAAAUGAUAAUGAAAAUGAUAAUGAUAAUGAAAAUGAUAAUGAAAAUGACACCACUACUGAAAAUGAAAAUUAAGCUGUCAUCAGACAUAUAAUCAGCUACAUUCCACCUGACAAGCUUUCUGACAUGGCUUCCUAAUAGUUAUGUACCUAUUUAUGUAUUUUUUAUGAGCUUAGAGGAGACAUCUCUUACCAAGUUCUGAAGUUUUUUUAAUCAACCGUGAGUUGUAAAACUAGAUGUAGUCUUUUCAUAAGUUGUUAAGUAUUCUAUAUUUACUUAAACCUAUUUUGUAUUUUACUGUUUUUUUAUUUUAUUUUAAACAAGUAUUAUUAAUUCAGAACAAUAAAGCAAUUUUAUAGCAAUGGUUAGAACUAUAAUGGGGUUUUCAGGUUUAGCUUUAAAUACAUAUUAGUGCCUAUGUAUAUCGCAUGGGAAUGUAUUAGAAAGUAACUUUCGUUUUUAUACAGCACAAGCAGUGGUGUAAGGGGAGCAUUGAUUGUCAGUACUCUACUGAACCAUUUAUAUGUCUUUUGACAGCCAUCUAUUUGGGAAGGUAAUUUGUUCUCAUUAAAAUUAUUGCACUCACAAAGUUUAAAUCAAGCUCAUGUAAAGUACUACAUUGUAUUUUAGUAGCUCAGUUUAUUUUUAACAUAAGUUUCAUCUCAUCGCAAAGCUUAUAUUGCGGACUAGAAAAACUUUUAUUUUGUUUGUUUGUCUUUUAGACACUAACUUUUCAGAUGAAACAUUAAAUAAAAUUUUUGUAUUCUGUAUAAUAUUUUGUUUCAACGCCAAAAUUUGAAAAUCAACUCACCUUAAAAUUAUUUACAAUUUUAAAUAUGCUGUUGAGGAGAACUUCAAUUUUUUUCCAGUUUUUCCGAUUACAUAGGUAAAAUUAUUAGUUUUACAACAGGAGAGGUAUCUUAUAGUAACUUUUUAUAUUAGUGUAGAGAGACUUUGCAUAAUGUAUUUUAUCUGCACAAUUAUGCCUAAUACUCAGGGUUCAUAUGCCAACUAUAUAUUCCAGACCACAGACAAGCUCUCAUUCAUACAUAUUGCCAGCUAGUAAAGUAAAGUAAAGAAGACUUAUUUUACCAGGCAAACGUUAAGGCUUCAGAAGCCCUUUCUAACACAACCUGGGGACCAACGGCUUAAAGGUGACUUCCGAACCACCACCCUCACCCGGGCAGGCGGGCUGCUUGCAAAGACAGGGUCGCUGCCACACUCUCUUGAUCCAGUUAUCUUGCGUUAACCGUUGUACCCGCUACACUAUGCCAUUGGCAAGUGUGAAUCUAUUCCUUGUCUAUAAAGUAAUUGUAACUACUGGUACAUGCACACACCACACAAUGCUCGUGUAACCUUUGGUAGGAAACAUGUUGAUGUAAUAAUCCAAUAAUGUUUAAACUUCAUCAAAAGGUUUAUUCUGUUCGUGCACAAAAAGUAGUGGAUGGAAAUCCUAUAAACAUGUGAAGUGGUAAUUUAAAAAUAAAAUUUUUUUUUGUGUGAAGUUAUUCAAUAAUUUCUUGAAUAAACUCAUCUCUGUCAUUGAAUAGUCAAACACUUACAGUUAUGAGUAAUUGUUAUUUCAACACUCUCAGCCCCACGUGAAGAUUUACAUAAUCAUAAUCAUAUCAUAUUCAUAUGUAUACUCCUCUUUUUAUACUACAAACCAGUUACAUUAAAGGUUUCUAAAUAUUUAUAUACUCAGUUCGAUUGGGUGAUCAUUUAUGUUAAGAAAGGUCGAUAAACAUUACUUUCUCCCUAAACUGCUUGUGCUACAUGAAAAACGGGGAUUAUUUUCCAAACAGCCUCAUGUAAUCCUAUACUUAUGGUUUCUGUACUUACAAUAAUAGUUUGAUAAUUUUAGUAUGUUUUUUUUAAUGCUUCGUUUAAAAUAGACUGUAUAUGAUUAUUGCCUGUAAGGUUAUGAAUCACUCUGUGAUUAAUCAUACAUUCAUGUCAUAUCGCUCUCUGUUUCAAGUAAUAUGUGUAGUUUUAUUUCUGCAAACUUUUCAAAAACAAAUUAUUAUUUCUCUUAUAUUGUGAUAAAUAGAAUGUAUUGUUUUAAAAAUGUUUGUGAUGUAGCUAUUACGUUUGUAGGUUAAUAGUGUUGUCAUCAGUGUAGGUCUUCUCAGAGAGAGUCAACGUGUUAUUCAGCCAGACUAACCAGAGUUAUUGAGCUAUUUAAAAUUAUUACAUUCCGUUCUAGUGUUCCUCUGUCAAUUUUUAUACAUACAAAACAAUCCAAUAUAUCUAUAUCACACAUCAUCAUAUGAUAUGAUAUGUAUCAUAUGAUACAUCAUGUAUCUAGUGUAGCCAUAUUGUUCAAUAAUGACAAAGUUUAAACAUUUGAUUGUUGAGCUCAUAGUGACAGGAAACAAGAGGCAGGUGUUGUAUUCCCCCCUCCCCAAAUCUGCCCUUCACAGCAAUAACUCAGGAUAGUCCAGCAUUCACUUUUCCUACGUAUAAAAGACAUUGUUAAUCCUGUAAACAUUUAUUUAUAAAACACAACCAUAAAAAUGGUUUUAUUAUACUUCAGUAUUUAUUAUUGUUCUUUUACCCAACUAGUUUAUUUUACAAGAACAGUUCUAUUUUUAACUAAUUUUUCAUGCAUAUCAUGUGAAAUAUGUAGGCUAUAAUAUUUUAAUACCAAACAGCAUUUUUGUGUUUGUUAUAUAUUUUACAAAACUAGAAUUAAAAUGUUGUAAUAUAAAAAAAAUAUGACGAUGAUCUCAUAUUUAAAGCUUUUACAAAGUGACUUAAUCUAUGAUAAUAAUUUGUAAUGACUUUUCAGGUUGAUGUACACUAUAGUUAAUUAAGUGACAUUGUUAUUAAUGCUAAAACAAACUUUAACAUUAGUAUAAACCGAAGUAUUAUACUCAAUAAUAUGUUCCUCUAGUAAUCAGUAUUAAAAGUAUAUUUUGGAAAGUCAUAUCUACUGACAUAGUGGGAAUUGGUUUAUACUUUAAAUUAUUAAGAGAUUUCUAUAACCCUUUGAAUCCCUGACCAAAGUUAUGGUGAAAGAAGAAGAAUGCCUAAACUUGCCUAAGGAACUACCCAGUGCUAAAUCAGUAAUUUUGAAGAAUAUUAGGAAAAUUUAGUAAUUUUACUGUAGGAAAUGUGGCAACCACUUAUGACCUCAAGUUAUUGCUUUAUGUAUAUAAAAUAUGUUACUAUAAAAGUAAAUUUAUGUUUGAAUCUGUGACAUAAAAAUAAUAAUUAGAUUCCAAUGGACAAAUAUCAUAUUUUUGUAUAAAUGAGAAAUAAAUAAUACUGUAAGCUUAUAAUAAGUUAUGGGUGUAAAUAAAAACAUCAGUUAUAAAAAACGCUUACAAAUUUUUACUAUUUACCAGGCCAAUUUACAUCCUACUUUUUAACUUUUAAGUGUAUUCUUUGAGAAACAUUUUUAAAAUUCUAAAGUAGCAUAUUACAUCAAUAAAAGUUGAAGAAUACGCUUGGGAAGUUAUUAUUCAAAGUAGAUGGAAUCAAAUCCAUUUCACAUAAUGAAAACUGAAUAAGGCAGGUCCCCAUUAAAAACUUGCUGCUAAUGGUGUUGAUGUCUGAAAACUGAGCAGUGGCAUCAUGUACACAUGUGAGGAUCAGUGUCCAUUAUUUUAUAACACAGCCAAAUUUUAUAAUUAUUUUAUAAUGUAGUCAAUUACAAACAGAAAGCAAGCUAACAAUAUAAACAGAAGUACGUCUAACUUUUAUGUUGAAAAAUUUAUAAAAUGUACUUAUUUGUUUAAACAAAUCAAUAUUCUGGAAUGUGCAGGGUACAACACGGUUUGGCUUCUAGCAGUGGUCACGUGCAAUUUUUUCACUGCCAUAAUGCUCAAAAAAGAUGGCAGUAUGAUUUUAAUGCUGAAGUAAUAAUAUAUAACAAAUUCAUGAAAAAUUUUAGUUGAGUAACGUUCUUUUUUUAAUUGAUAUAUACCAAUAAUGACUGAAUUGCAAAAAUUUUAAUUCUUAUUACGUACUUUGGAUAAUCUGGCACUUUGGAUAACUGUAUUCCAAAUAAUUGUGUUCCCAGUGUAUUAGUAUUUUUCAUAAAAAAACUGUUAUUAUGUAUUUAUAUUUAAAAAAGAUGCACACUAUUCUUCAGUGAUGGUUUUUGUGCUUCAGCAACUUUAAAAAGUAUAAUCAAUCAUGGACAAACAUUGAUUUUUUAACCCUUUGGGUGCCAGAUGUUCACAGAGUAAAGUGCACAUAAGUGGGAAGCAGUGUUGUCUGAGAAGUGCCAGCUAAUUGUUGAUUUUUGCAAGCUUUUACUAGAAAAUUCAUAACUUUUUAGUAUGGAGGGAUAUAUUUUUUAACCCAAGUAAUUUUAAUAUUAAAACUAUUCAUUAAAUGUUUAUGGGACUAGUUAAAAGAUUAAAAUCCAAAGAAAAUUGUUGUAGAAAUUCUUAAUUUUGAUUUAAACAUUUUUUUAAUCCAUAUCAAACUGGCCAUUUACUGCUUUACCAGGGUUGAAGAAGAGAUAUUUUAAAGUGUAAUUACAGAUCAUAACAUUGGUAUAAAGAAUCCUGAUAAAAUGAAGAUUAUGUAAUAGGGAUAUAACUUAAAACAAAACAUUUUUGCAGCAUUUGGUGUGAUCCAAGUAAAAAGCAGUUAUUUACCUUUAAUUUUAUACCAUAAAAAUACAAAUAAUAUAAAUUCUCUCAUUGCGCAUAAUUGAUACAGCUCGCUGUAUCUCUUCCAUAGUGAUUGUGCUGGUUUAAUCAGCAUAAUGGCACUGAAAGAGUUCAAAAGCAAUUUAAUGAAACUGAUAUGGUUUGUUGGGUAAACUACCAUUUUGUAAGAUUGAAAGUAUUAAAAAUUUAGUCAACUACAUUGUUGCCACAUCUCCUGUAACACCUUUCAAAAGAGCAAGCCUACAGCUAUAGUGGCUCCUGAAGAGCCAAGUCCAGUGCACCGUUUCUCCUAUCUUCAGCCAGUAACCACUUUAGUUGUAUCAUGUUACAGGAAUUGUAAAUUUAGUAUAUAAAAACAAAAUAUGGAACACAUAUAGUAUAAAUGGAUUCAAAUAUAAAGAAUUUUUUUAUUACAACAGUUACAUAAAUAGAGUUUAAUAUUAAAGACUGGAAAAAUUUAAUUUUUUGUAAUAAAAACUAUGAAUUUAAACUUACAUUUAUAAAUUAUUGUAGUUGUUGGUUUUGGUUGAAAAGUAGUUAAAAAGUCGUAACGCCUAAAUAGUAACUUUCAUGUGCUUCAGUAUUAUGAAUUGGAAAUAUAAUUGUUCCUAUAUAUGGCAUUAUAACAAUGUUGUAUAGCAGUUUUGUCAAAGAGUUGGAAUGUUUUUAAUAAUAUAAACCUUAUUAUAAUAAACUAUAAAUUUGUGAAUGGUUAUAUAAAGUGAAUCGUCAUUUGUUUUUAAAACACGCAUAACAGUUAUCAAACACAGCAACUUUCUACCUUUAAUUUCAGUAGUAAUAUAACAAUUUAUUGCAACAUAUGCAUUUUCUACAAAGAAUAUACAACAAGCCAAUUAGAUCGGCGUCUUUCCGAUAUCACGCAAACUGUUGCAAUCAAUGAGAUUGGUUGCUAGCAGUUCUCACAAAGCUGUUGGGUCGAUUAAAUUGGCUUUUCACAGUUUUUACAAUGUAAUAGAUAACUGAUCUAAUUGGCUUUUGGUAGUCUAAGGAUUCACUAAUUUCUUGUUAUGUUAAUUGCUUAGUAGAUUUUGUCUUUAAGAGUUCUUAGAACUACUGAUGUUUCAAGCAAUCUGUACUUAGUCAUGUAUGUUGGAAAUGUAAUUAGUGAAGUAUCCGUCCAUGGACAACAUAUCAUGACAAUUUAAUUGUUCACUAGCUGCUUUAGUGGUGUGUUAGUAAAGUAAUGAAAUAUAUUGUAGAUAUAUUUGUUAUGUGGUCACAAUAAGACCAUAAGCUGUCAUGUGACAGGAAACUAUAACACCAAUUAAUUGAUUGUUGUAGUUUUAGUACUAUCCUAGUAAAUAGUUACCUUGUGUAUUGUGUGCUGUAUGUAGAGACACGUUACAUAUUUUUCUCUAAUUUAGGGGCCACCUAACAUCAGGUACGUUCUACUUUUUUUUUGUACAGAAAAGGUUAUUGAAUUAUAAUUGCCACAAAAAUAUAUUUUAUGUAUAUUUAUCAAAUGAUAAGAAAUACAUUGAACUGUAUGAACAUAACAAGAAUUUGCUAUGCACUUGUAGUUAUAGAAAUGUUUUACCAAUCUAUUUGGAAUCAGAACAUUUAUUGAAAACAAAUCUCUAAAGAAAUACAUGACAAAACUUAAAAUUGCCAUCUUUGUUUUUAAUUGCACUGUAACAUAACAACAACAAAAAUAGUUUGCAGAAUAUUUAUCCUUUGUGAUGUAAAAUAAUUACAGUUUGAAUAAUAUUUUGAAUACUGCAUCAAAACAAAAUUGAAGGCCUAGUAGAUUUAAUAGAUUCAGGGAACACCCCUGAGUAUAGUUGUCUCAAAAUGUGUGCAUUUGUCUGCACAAUUCUGAGCAGAUUUAUUUUCUUGAAUAAGCGCAUUUGUAUUGUGGUAUCUUGAAAUUGUAUUACUUAAGAGAAAAUAUUCCAGUCCAUAAUGUAAAAAUCGUUUGUGACCAGUGUUGUCCAAGAUUCUUCAUUUUUCCCUCUUGAGCACAAAGUACUACAUUACUCUAUAUAAAGAAUCUAAGUAAGCCUUACAAUUUUAACACUCACCUUAUUGUGUUUGUGUAUUUCCCCCCCAUUCCUAAAUUGACUUUUUUUAUAUUAAUACCCAAAAACUCAGACAAACAAAUAAAGACCUGCCUGCUGAGUUAUGAUGAUUUAUGAAAAUUAAUAAUCAUAAUUUGUAGCAGAUAAUAAUAUUUACUAAUCAAAUUAUGAUCUUUUAAUAGGGCUUUAAACCUAUGUAACAUCGUAGAGGUGAUAUUGUAUUGAGUGGACAGUCAGUCACUUGUGAGACAUUUAGGAAAAAAUUGAAUUUUUGUAUACAGAACUCAUUUAUGUAAUAUACUGUUCGUUUUUUGAGACUUGUUUAAUUAAAAUUCAUUGUAAACCAAAUCAUGGUUUUUUUCACUCAGUACGAGAAGCUGAGGAAACCCUCUCAUUGCAUUUAGUCGUAAAAGAACGUUUGCACUUAGGAGUGGUAGGAUUUUCAGGAUGGGUAAGGUUUGUGGUAGAGACCGCCUCCUGUUAAGACCCCAUAUCGAGGGUAUUGGGCUCUAUAUCUGUCAUGUCACUGGAAGUAGGGGAGCCUAGAUCUGUUCCAGUCUCCUCCAGUCAAAGCAGGAAGGGGAAGGUACUUCCUCAUGUUUGGGUUACCAACAGCCUUUAUAUAUCAUAUUAUCUUUUAUAUAAACGGAUUGUCAAUAAAUUUAAAUCAUAAGUCGGUGACACUACCUCUUAAUUUUUCAGCUGUCAAUAGUAACUCUCAUCUUUCAACCAUGUAAUUUUUUAACCAACAGUACUUAUAGCUAUCAAUGAAUGUAAAUUGUGAUUUGUAAAUUUAUAUUCCUAUUUAAAAAUUGUAUGAAAUUAGUCUGAGCUUUUCAUUGAAUCAGACUGUACUGUACUGGUUUUUCUCAGCUAAUGGAUGCUGUAAGAAAUAGCAUUUGUUGCAACUAAACAAUAUCCUUCAUAAGUAAUAAUAAAAAAAUAUCAGUACACUCUUAGCUUAAUUUGUAUUAAUUUCGCUGUUUAAAAUGUAGUGAACUAAAACAUUAUGAAUCUGUAUGUAAUCUAUCAGAAUAGAAUUCAAACCAACCUGAGCAGUUUCAUUUGAAUAGUAAAUUUAUAUUAUGGUGCCUUUCAUAAGUGUCUUAAAUUCAGCAAGUACUUCAUUUAAAUGUAUAAUUGUAUAGUAUUUGGUGCCUUUUGAACUUUAUUGAUAAUGAUUAAUACAGUGCCCCCUUAACCUUAGAUCUGGUGUGCCAUCUCGUGUGUCCUUGUGUACGAUCAGUCAAUGAUGAAAUAACUUAUGAAUGAAUAAUGCAAAGUUUUAAGUAAAAAUGAAGAGAGUACAGUUCAAUGAUAGAAAUGAAUAGGUUUUCAGCACUACUUACGUUGUAACAAAUACAAUAAGUAAAAUUAAGUAAAAAGGAAGAAUUAAUUUUUCCUAAAACUUCACUAAACUGUCUUAAGAAUAAAUAGAAUGUGAUUUCUGAUCAGUCAGUUUACAUAAUGCUGUGGCAAGCAUAACAACAAAAUCAUGUACAUACAACCACAAAAAGAAAAAAAAUCUUCCUAUUGCUUCAAAAUAGUUGUCACUAGCACUUUAUUAAAUAGUUUUUGUUUUAUUAAAUUUCUUCUAAACAUUUUCAAUAAAAAUGUACUAACUUGGAACUAUAACUUGCAGUUUAUUAUUAACUGGUUUGCCUAUAUGAUGGCAUGGGAUCAAUAUACCUUCACUUAUAGGAUUUAUUGAAUAAUAUCAUUGAUUAGCGUGGUUGGCAUGUCCUAGAAACCAAAUUCUGUUCCUCUCACCUCGCUAAAUAUAAUAUUGUAUAACAAAAUGUAAUGGUGUUUUCUUAGUGUAAUAAGUGUUGUGUAGUUAUACUAGGGCUGCCCAGAAAGUGACAGAUAUUUUGAAAUAAAACAUUAACAAAAGUGAAAGAAAAAAUGUCACGAUUGGCUGUGUAUGAACACAAUUUGUUGAGAAAAAACAAGUUUUCAGUUUCAACCAACGCCUGUUUUGCAUUGUCUGCUAUAGUAUCUGCAGUGCUUCACAAUACCUUUCUGCAUUGAUUAUCAAGCCUCAUUCAUGAAAGCAACUAGGAUCACAAUCUUAUAGUCCCAGAAAACGUUUGACAUGAUCCUUCUGAGUGAAGGAGUUUAGAGCCAUUUUCUUCAUUUUUUGGGAGAAUGUCUCCAUUCCACAGAUUGCCUAUUUGUCUCACAUCAUGUUUCACCCAUUUUAACACUAGUUAUAAUAAUAUGAAGAAGUUCAUUAACAUGUCAUUUGUAGCCUUCAAAAAAAUUCAGUCAUGCAGCAAGCCUUUGUUUUUCGUGGUCUUCUGUAAGGAUUUUUGAAGCCAACUGGGACACAUUAUUGUGGUAGCCAUAUUCUCCACAACAAUUUCUUGGACAUGAAAAUUUAGGGAAAAGUUCUGAAAGUUCAAGAACCAUAAAACAUAGGAGUUUCAAUAAAAUUUGUUGUAUGGUAUACAGGUUUUCUAAAGAAAUAUAAAAAAUACAUUUUUCCACCUUCACACUGUUUUAGAUUCAUGAACAUUUCAGUAAAAUUAUUGCUAAUACAUAUACUGUAUACUACCUGCUAUUUGAAAACUAACAAUAGGCCUAUAUUGUUUUUCUCAUGAAACUGUGAUAAUUUUGUGUAUGUAUUGGCUUUAAAAACCAAAAUUUUUUUGCCAUUCCCAGAGGAAAGUUGAAAUUAGAAAUUUAUUCUUGAAAUGUGUUCAAAUGGAGGGGAGAGAUCAUUUUGAAUGUUCAAUAUGGCACCAGAUCUAAGGUUAAUAAUAAUUUAUUUGAGUUUGAGCUCAUAAAGACUAAUAAUGUGUUUAAAGUUAACAAAAAUCAUUUUGGAUUAACACAACUUAUAUGUUUAGUUUACAUUAAAUACUUUUUAUCUCUGGCACGUAAACUAGUGUUGUUCAAAGGGUAGAUGUACAAUAAUAAUAAUCAAAGGUAGAGCAUUACGUUUUUGUAUGAUUAUUACAUUUCAGUAAUUCAAGUAAAGGGUAUGCUUGGUUACUUUUAAUAGUUGUAUUGGCUGUGUUACCUGACUAAAUAAUUACUUUUACUUACUUUACACAAUAUAUUUUAAAGAACUAAAUGUUUAAUUUCAUUUUAUUAUAAUUAAAAAAACAUAGUGAAUCAUUUUUAAUCUUUUGUUAAUUUAUUUGGAGAAUAAAUUAUUUUUAUUUGAUAUUCACUGAAGUACACAAUCUACCUACCAUUACUGCCUUAGAUGUAUGGUUUGUUAUUACAGGUUAGGUACCGUAGGUAAUGUACCUGUCUUAGUAAAACAAGAACAAACUAAUAUUUUUAACAGUUCAAAAGUUUUUGGAUAAAAAAAUAUAAAUUAGGUUGAAUUAGUUGCUGUAACAUAACUAAUAAAGUAAAAUUUUGAAAACUAAGUGGUUGUGUACUUAGAAUUUAGUUAAUUUAAUUAAUUGAAAUAAAUUAAGAGGCAAUAGAAAGAGUUAAUAAAUAAUUAAGAUGUCUUUUUUAUAAAUUUUAAAUUUACUUUGUAUAUUUCUGUUAGUGAUUUUGAUUCUUGUUGUUAAGUAGAUAUAAUGUUAAUGAGCAGAGGAAUUAUUGUUACUGUUAGAAUGUAUACACUGAGCUUACUGCUGACAUGGCAUGCACUAAUGUUGUUGAAGUUUAACAUGAUUUAUUUUAAAACAUGUGGUGGAUAAUAUUGUUAUCAGCAGAUGAUGAAUAAAUAACUGUGCAAGCUUUUA